AGUGUUUAGAGCAGGAGCAGGUCUGUGGAGCCUGGAGGGUCCCGAUGGAAGACCACACGGACUGCUGUUUAUUUGGCGGUCCUGACAUGUGGGAUUUCACGGUCCCGCACUGCCACUAAGCUCUGGACUCUGCACUGUGAGGAAGACACCAUCCAUUAGUCCAGACCCAGACUCCAGUGAAGAUGGGUGUGUCCUGCUGUAUUUCUCAUGAUGCCUCUGUGGAGCUGCUCAGGAGGAAAUACCUUAUUGUUAUCCUCUCUCUUCUGCUACUGAUGCCUUCCAUCCCUUCCCAGUUUUUGCCAACACCUCUGGACUGUAGAAAGACUUGUGUGUGCGCCAGCAACAUCAUCAGCUGCUCCAAGACAAACCUGACCCAGAUCCCCAUGGAGCUCCCCUCGUUCACUGCCGCCCUAGACCUGAGCUUUAACUCAAUCAGUCGACUAAAGGCAGACUGGACGCCCUACAGACUGGGGCGCCUCCACACGCUGCAGCUCAGCCACAAUGGGCUGCACUUCCUCUCCACCGAGGCAUUUGUGUACGUGACCCGACUGCGCCUUCUGGACCUGUCCUGCAACAACGUGAAGCAGCUCGAUGAGUUCAUCUUUGAGCCUCUGGAGCACCUUGAGGUGCUGCUGCUGUACAAUAACAGAAUCGCCCAGAUCGACCGCUCGGCUUUUGCUGGCCUCAUGAGUCUGCAGAAACUCUACAUGAGCAAUAACCAGGUGUCCCGCUUCCCCCUGGAGCUGGUCAAAGAGCGCAGCCGACUGGAGACACUGAAGCUGCUUGACAUGUCUGGGAACAAGAUCAAAAACCUACCUCUGAAUGACCUGCAGGAGCUGCCGGCCUGGAUCAAAAACGGGCUGUACUUCCACCGAAACCCCGUGCCCUGCAGCUGUGAGCUGUAUGACCUGGUGGCCCGCUGGUACAACAUGGAGCUCAGCUCAGCCACAGAUUACAAGGACGAGCACACCUGUGUACUGCCAGGCUCACCCAAGGAGAAGAUGGCCGUCAUGGACCUGAACAAAGUCUACCUGAACUGCAGCGAGGUGAAGGUGAUGAACAGAGAGUCUUUCCUGGAGCAGUUCUUGGUUCUAGAAUGUGACACCCGCCAGAGGAACGUGAUCAAGAACUGGGUGCUUCCUGGGAACACUCCACUGUCCCCGGCUCAUAAAACGGCUGUGAUGCUCGAUGGUGGGAGUUUGCAGAUUGGCCCACUCACAGCUGAGGACUCUGGGGUUUACACCUGCUACGCCUCUGGAGAGACUUUCAAUGAAACCCUAUAUGUGACCGUGGUGGUGUUCAAUGGCACUAUGAGCGGGGGGCUGGAGAACCUGAAGACCGCCUACACCACUCUGGUGGGCUGUCUGAUCACAGUGGUCUUCGUGCUGAUUUACCUGUACCUCACGCCGUGCCGCUGCCCCUGCUGCCCAGGACAGGAUCUGGAGAAGACUGACCCCAGAGACAGCCUGCACUCCUCCACCGUCAGCAUCGCAAACAAGGUCCAGGACAACACAGGGCCGCCACUGGGGAGCCACACCUUCUCGUACAAACAUGUGGGCUUCAUGGAGGAGCAGCUGAAGCAGAAUGGGCGUCUGAACCCAAUUGGAGAGGAGGAUGAGGAGUGGCAGGGCGAGGCCACAGAGAGACAGAAGUGUGACAUAGGUGUGGGCCGCUCUGGGCACUUGUAUUCUCCAAUGGUGGUUUAGAUAUCACCAUGUACUUCUUCCAAACAUAGAACACGUUUAGUGGUGGCAAGCAAGUUCUUAGAAAUAUAAAAGGUUACAUAUUAAUCAUAAGGACAGAAGUAAGUAUAUAUUUAUUAUCUUUCUAUGUGUGCAUGAAGGCAUUUGGGAUGGCAUUUUGAGUUUGCUUAAAGUAUUUCUAUACACUGAGAAUGCUGCCUGAUAUGUUUAUGCAUAGCUGCCUCGGGUCAGUUCAUCAUGACAUUAUUCUGUUUUACAUUCCUGUCAGAGUACAUUGCACCUUGCAGUUGUAACUCUGUGAGGAAACGCUCUUACCUAGUGAAAAUAUGUUACAAUUUCUUUCAGGUGGAAUUCACACCCAGUCACCUAUUUUAGUACAUUAUGUUUUUUACGUUAUAGAGCAGUAGAUAAAGAUAAAUAUUUAGCUAUGCAUAUUUUCAACACAGCAAUACAGUAUUGUAAAACUGCGCAUUAGAACUAGGAACAUCUAGCCAUCAGAUGAAAAGAAAGCUAGAGUUUUAUUUGUAUAUAGACUUACAAUAAUAAUAAUAAUAAUACAUGCAUUUUAUACAGAACUAUUCAAAAGAAACUCAAAGACACUUAACAGACAGGAAAAAAAACACUAGACUACUGCAAAAUGCACUAAAAAUAAGAGACAAACAUAGACUAACAACAACAUGUCUGCAGUGAAGUUAACAGGCUCCUCUGUACCUCAAUUUGUACUUGUACAGUAUUUCCACAGAUUAUAAUUUUUAAGACUAGGAGCCAUUCUUAUGCAACCUUUCCAUUUGUGCAGGUUUGGGAUGGGCUUGGGGCAGCACAAAAAGUAGCUUUUACUUCCAGAGUAGCCAAUAACGCCACUGUGGACAUAAAAUGUGGACUUCACAUUUACUUUUCCAAUUCUGAAAUCAUUUUCAUUAAUAACAAGUUACUUGUGCAUUAGGUUAGAAUAAUACUGGAAAAGUUCAAGUUUGUUUAUGCAAAUGUUGUUGCCGCCAUAUUGGAGGGCUGAUUUCAGCCUGAAAGCAAAGGGCCCAGGAGAUACUGCAUUGACAGAGAGUAACAUGAAAGAUUCUGGGUAUUAGACUUCCACUCACUCGGUCCAAACUGCAGUCAGAAAUAGCCUCUUACAACAGAGCAGUCAUGUAGCAUUUAUAUGGACAACCAUCAACAUUUCCCCUAAAGUGCUUUCUAAAUGGUUUCAUAGGAUUCUAUUAAGCAAAGCGAAUGUGGUAGCCAUAUAUGAACAUACCCUACCUAAUUAUGCAGCUCUUUUAUGCAAAUGAACCGAUCAGUCAUCAACACUAUGACCACAGACAGGUCAAAUAAAUGACACAGUGGGGGGUUAUCACGCAGCUGGUGAACAUUUUGUCCUUGAGUUUCACAGAGACCAGAUCGAGAUGGCUUAGCGACUCCAGGCCUGAGAGGGGGGGGGUCCAAAGGGGGGACAGUGAAACAAUGUAAUGCAUGUGGGGAUGUGGAGUCUAGCGCCAAUUCCAAUACUUGUAGGUCAUAAGUUGUUGCUAAAUUUAUUUAUAUGGGUCUUAGAGGAAAUAAGCCAGAGAAUAAAAGUGGUCAUAAUGUUAUGGCUGAUCAAUCUUUAGACAGUACAUUGAAUGUUGAAUGAAUUUAUUAUUACCAAAGAAUAAACAGUCUUGUGUUACUGUAUUGCCUUUGUAACUGUUGCACUGUGGAUCAUGUUAAAUAUGUGUGCAAUGACAGGCAUAGUCUGUUAAAUGUAUUCUUGACUGUUGCUAUAUUCUCCCUAUUGUAAUUAUGUUCAAAAUCUAUAAAGUGUACCUGCCUUGUUGUUG
This is a messenger RNA of Periophthalmus magnuspinnatus, 3517 nucleotides long. Its product is annotated as amphoterin-induced protein 1-like. Gene Ontology annotation, biological process: brain development. Gene Ontology annotation, molecular function: protein binding. The record is from RefSeq and is a predicted model, not a curated record. The coding region runs from base 183 to 1706 and encodes 507 amino acids. NCBI's taxonomy places the organism in Eukaryota, Metazoa, Chordata, Actinopteri, Gobiiformes, Gobiidae. The transcript has 2 exons.